This is a messenger RNA of Clupea harengus (Atlantic herring), 3629 nucleotides long. RefSeq names its product exonuclease 3'-5' domain containing 2 (gene exd2). The record is from RefSeq and is a predicted model, not a curated record. Gene Ontology annotation, biological process: nucleobase-containing compound metabolic process. Gene Ontology annotation, molecular function: nucleic acid binding; 3'-5' exonuclease activity. Gene Ontology annotation, cellular component: cytoplasm; nucleus. Lineage: Eukaryota; Metazoa; Chordata; Actinopteri; Clupeiformes; Clupeidae.
GGGUGAAAGGUUUUCAACCGGAAAAGCUUUCCACAAAAUGUUAUAGGUGAAGCUGCAUGUGUCUGCAGGUAAAACAUCAAACGGUGCACCACGGCUCAGAGAUGUGUGCGAAAUAAAGUCAAGAGAAGAUGUGCUGGUCGACGGGAUACGCGCAGACAUGUCUUAUCUUUUCGUGACCCUUAUAGGGGGGAAAACAUCUGAACGGGACUUCAGUUCUUUCACGUACACCAUAUCCUGUUGAGAGAAGACAUUUCACAAGACAGUGAAGCGUUUUCCUCUGGAUAGUGUAAAUAUUUGACGAAGUCCCCUUAUUAACCCUGAAAGGUCUCCCGUCGUCCACGUUAAAAUGUCCCGACAGAACUCUCUUAUGGCUGCUAUGGCCACUGUAUUUGGAGCCACUUUGGGAGGCUUGCUCCUGUGGCGGAGCUUCCACACACAGAGGAAGAGGCUGAAACAGGGCCCAUCUCCAUCUCCUGCUUUGGCAACACAACAAAAGCCACUACUACAAGACGAGAAGCUGCUACUGCAGCAGCAGUCACAGAAACAGAAGAAGCAGCCGCAAGAACAACAACAACAGCAUCAGCAGUGUCAUGCAGUGGAACCUGAGUCAACCCAGGUGGUGCCUGGAACCCCACAGCUUCCAUCGCCUUCUCCGCCCUCACCCCUUCCUGCAUCGCUUCCCUCUCCAACAUCACUUCUGGGUGUGAUGCCGGUGGUAGUGAGCUCUGCUGAGGAGUGGGAGACCAUGUGGCCCUCGCUGCAGCAGGACCUACUGGUCUACCCCGUCUUAGGGCUGGACUGUGAAUGGGUAAAGGGCAUGCGUGUGUCAGUAAAGGGCAAGCCCUCAACUGUCUCACUGCUGCAGAUGGCCACCUACACAGGCCAGUGCGCUCUGGUGCGGCUGCAGCUCUUCCGGGACACCCCGGGCCCCCUGCCUUCAACACUGGUGGAUGUCCUGAGUGACCUCCACGUCAUGAAGGUUGGUGUGGGCUGCUUUGAGGAUGGCAAGCGCCUGGCACACGACCAUGGCCUGGUGCUGCGCUGCACUGUGGACUUGCGUUUCUUGGCUUUGAGACGGAGGUAUGUAGCACUAACGAAUGGCCUUAGCCUGAAGUCACUGGCCUCAGACCUGCUCAACAUCACCCUAGACAAAUCCCUGGAGCUCCGUUGCAGUGACUGGGAGGCUGACCAAUUGAGCCCAGAGCAGGUGAGCUAUGCAGCGCUAGAUGCCCAAGUGUCCGUGGCCAUCUUUUUCCACCUGUUCGACUCUCCCACCGGGCCCGUCGACAGCUCCGCGGACCCCAGCCUGUCCUCCUCUGAGGGGGGGAGCAACUACUCCCGGCUGGCCGCGAGAUGCCAAGGGCUUGUGGAUGUGCCGUUCCGGGCCCGCAACAUGCUGGAGGGCCAGGAAGGAGAACGCAGGAAGCCAAGCGCUAAGAAGCCGUCUGUAGACAGCCCUGAGCCGGGGGAUCAGCGUGUGCCUGACCCCCGCAAGAACAAGAGGAAACCGUUGGGUGUUGGCUAUUCCGCUAGGAAGUCCCCUCUGUAUGACAACUGCUUUCUCCAUGCCCCUGAUGGCCAGCCUCUCUGCACAUGUGAUAAGAAGAAAGCCAAGUGGUACCUGGAAAAAGGCAUUGGAGAGCUGCAGAGUGAGGAACCCUUCGUCGUGCGUCUACUGUUUGAGCCAUCUGGACGGCCCGACUCUCAGCAGGACUAUUACCUCACCGCCAAACAGAACCUCUGUGUCGUGUGUGGCAAAGCGGACUCUUACAUCAGGAAGAACAUUGUUCCACAUGAGUACCGCCGCUACUUCCCGGCUGAGAUGAAGGACCACAACUGCCACGACAUCCUGCUGUUGUGCACAGCCUGCCACGCCGCCUCCUGCACCUACGACGGGCAGCUCAAGCAGCAGCUGGCCCACGAGUACGGCGCCCCCCAGGGCUGCGAGGAGGGCGUGCGCCUCCUAGAGGACUCGGAGCGUCGGCGCGUGCGCUCGGCCGCCAGGGCCCUACUCACGGCCCGUGAUGGCCUGCCACAGGCGCGACGCGACGAGCUGCUGAACCUCAUCGGCACCUACAUGCAGCAGGGGGAGGGGGAUGGGGAUGGGGAUGAGGAGGAGGUCACGGAGGUCACGGAGGUCACGCAAGACAUGCUGCAGAAGGCUGCCGGCCUGGAGACCAGGAUAUUUAACGAGGCGUACGUGCCCCACGGGCUGAAGGUGGUGGGCAUGUAUGCCAAGAACGGCCUGCGGGGCCUGAUGGAGCUGGAGUGCCUCUGGCGCCAGCACUUCCUGUCCAGCGCGAAACCCCGCUUCCUGCCGCCGCUCUGGUCCGUCAACCACAACCACGACAAGUACCUGCGCAAGUACGGCGAGGACCUGGUGAUCGAGCUGGGCGCCGCGCCCUGCUCACCGCAGCCCACCUCCCCCUCCACGCCACCGGAGGCACAGUGACACCAGGCCUGUGUGUGUGUGAGAGACAUCCCCCUCCUGUCCUUGUCUCGUCUCAUCUUGUCUCCUCUUCCUCUAGUGUUAGUCCCAUUGGAGGGGGGUGAUGGGGGAGGAAGAGUUUCUCACUGGUGCUGCUUGUGUGAGCACCUGACUGAGCACGAGAGAGAGAGAGAGAGAGAGAGAUGAGAGAGACUCUGCCAGACCAGACACUACAAAGUGACACUCCUGAGUGUACUAAUGGACCUCAUGGCGACUGGAGGCUGGAUGUGUUAAAGGAUCAGAAGUCACUGGGCUGACAGGAAAUACUUGGUGUGGCUCAGCAAGGGAGAGGGGCAAGCUGAUUGAACAUGUGACGACUUUUGUACUAUAUAUGGAAAAAGAUCCACCAGUCAUUGUAAGUCAAGUAACUUAUUUUAAAAAGCCAUAAGCCUGCUCUUAAAGAUAUUAUUUAACUUAAAUUAUUAAUUACCUGCAGGCUUAUGGCCCUAAACAUUUAUAUACCUUAAAAAAAAACAUGAAUUGCACGAGAUCUGCACUACAGCUCCAUAGAAUCAAAUUUUUUUUUUUUUUUCUCUGAAGCUGAUGUGGAAAGGAGGUGCAAAAUGACCUCAUCAAUUUAUGUGGAUUGUUUUUGUAUUUUGCAUUUUGAGUAUGACAUGAGAUUUUUUUUGGACAUGGCUAAUGUGUCCACUCUCUAAGGGGAUUGUUAUAGGUCAUGAGUUAGGACUUUUUGACCUGGCUGCUGUUGUCCCAUGCACACCCUCUCUCAAGCAAGGACACCUCCUAACACGCUUACGUGUGACUAUUCCCCUUGCUUGAGCACAUGGUGGAACGAGACCUUUGAAUGGGGCCAGCAUAACACUACUGCAGCAAUAUUUAUAUUGCCCCCUUCCCCUCCUAGAAUUUUGAACUUUUGGAAGUGGUGCCAACGUGUGUGUGCGUGUGUAAAAGAGUGAGUGUGUGUGUGUGAGAGUUGAGACUAGAGAUGGUGUCAGAGCUGUUCUGAGGGGCUUUGCUGUUCUUCAGUCCUCUGAUCACCUCUUGGUCAUCUUAAGGAACCUGUAGCAGUUGCUUUUAUUUACAUUCAUCCAGAUGUAACCCCCUAAAAAGCUGAGCUGUUUCUUAAGCUGUGCUGCACAUGAAAAUAUGAAAUAAAUCACAUUUGUAUACUUGGCAAAAA